Messenger RNA from Plectropomus leopardus (leopard coralgrouper), 1175 nucleotides. Lineage: Eukaryota; Metazoa; Chordata; Actinopteri; Perciformes; Serranidae. The record is from RefSeq and is a predicted model, not a curated record.
UCCCAUCGUCUUGUGUAAACAGUGCUGUGAUGUUUGUCAGGUUGGAGGCGGUGCACUGCGGCUGUUACCCUCUGUGUCCAAAGGCGCUGGUGUAUCCUGAGAUCUUCCCAGCAGAGUACCUGUACUCCACACCUGAGCAGCUCUGUAAACGUCUGCAGGGGCUCUGCAGGAGGCCCCACCUCGCCCGUAGACACGUUGUCAAGGUGGACACGUCCUCUUUCUCCUGGACGUCUCUGAAGGAGCGUUUCCAGACUCUGCUGGCAGCUGAGUGUCCCUGAGUGUCCCCGCCCUCACCUGCUGAGUCUGGUUGGAGGAGGAGGUCUCUGCCAGGACGCCGUCAGUCCUGACUCUGCGACACGUCCCGCAGAAAGCACCUCAGCACCCUCUGAGCCCAGAGAGCAGGGCGGGGGGACGGAGACACCGAGUCUGGACCUGUAAAUGUCCUCCUGCUCUCUUCCAUGUGUGUGAUUAGAGAGGAGGCGAGGGAGAGGGGAGGAGGAGGAGGAGGAGGAGGAGGAAGAAGAAGAGAGGAGGAGGGGUAUAUAUCUUGUACAUCAAUAUCUGUGUAUUAAUAUCUGUACAUCAAUAUCUGUGUAUUAAUAUCUCCGAUACUUCCACCACCGCCGUCCUCACUACACGGCACUGACGGCAGCAGUGUGAGACAUUCAGAGGAACAACCAGAACCCAUGUAUCAUGUUAACACACACACACAUACACACACACAGUGAACACACACACACACAGUGAGUGUGUGUAUUAACGGACCAAUGAGACACUGUAAUUCCUCUGAACUUUACAAAGUGUUCAGUAAAAACUUUAUUGGUCUGCUGUUCUGGAGUGACGAUGUCAUCAGGCGGUGACCUUAGCCACCUCAGUUAUCUUCCUCAUACGUUUUUUCUCAUCGAGCAGAUCCACACAAACCACCGUCUGCAGAGUCAUCACACUUCUGACGAACUUCUCUGUAUCGGGAAAAUAUUCUGACACUUUCACUGAUUUACCAAACGUUUCAUCAAGGAAACCGUUACUCUCCUCCAGCAUGUGCAGCUCUCCACUGUACGACUGAGAGUCAGAGUCAGUGUCAUACUCCAUCUCCUCCUCACCUGCUGCACCUCCCACAGCAGGAGCAGUAGCAGCAGGAGCAGUAGCAGCAGGAGCAGUAGCAGCAGCAGUAGCAG